CUUUGUGUCAUCCUCCUGGAUUUCUGCAGCCUUCCGCUCCCCGCACCCCCCACCCAUCUCCUUCCAUGGUGACUGACCAUCCCUUGACAUAGCCAAGGAAUCAGAGCAAACGGGGAAGCUGCAGCAUCCUGAUGGGAAUGGCCUCCCCUCGAACCGUCACCAUCGUGGCCCUCUCGGUGGCCCUGGGGCUCUUCUUCGUCUUCAUGGGGACCAUCAAACUGACCCCCAGGCUCAGCAAGGAUGCCUACCAUGAGAUGAAGCGGGCCUACAAGACCUACGUGAGGGCGCUGCCCAUGCUGAAGAGGUUGGGCAUCAGCUCCAUCAUUCUCCGCAAGAGCAUCGGCGCCCUCGAGGUGGCCUGCGGGAUCGUCAUGACUCUGGUUCCGGGCCGCCCUAAAGACGUAGCUAACUUUCUGCUGCUGCUGCUUGUGUUGGCCGUCCUCUUCUUUCACCAACUGGUGGGUGACCCACUCAAGCGCUACGCCCACGCCUUGGUCUUUGGGAUCCUGCUCACCUGCCGUCUGCUGAUUGCACGCCAGCCUGAAGACCAGCCUCCGGAGAAGAAGACCCUGACGGUGAAUGGGGAAGAGCAGCAGUUGCUGGCAGACGCGGCCCCAGAGAAGGGCAAAAUCAAAGUCUCCUAGUGGGUGCCUUUGCCCGGGACCUACGGACCCUCUUUACAGCUCUCUGUGCAGAACAGCUACAACAGAGCCAACCUGUUUCUUUCUGUCCUUGAUUGAUUGAUUGAUUGGUUGAUUGAUUUUGGAAAGGGUUCCGUUUUGGAGCAUGGGGAAAAAAAUCCUUCAAGCGGCCGGUUAAAUCUCAACCUGGCUUUAUGCACUCUGAACCUCUAGAGCUGCCCUCUCUGCUAUAUAGCCCUCCACCUCCCACACGCCAGUGUGUCAUCGUCAUAUAUCGGAUCUAAAAAAAAAAAAGAAAUGUGUCCCUUUGUAUUGAGUGUGUAAGUGUCCACGUGCAUCUGUGUCUCUCUGUGUGCGUGUGUGUGUGUGUGUGAAAGAAGUGGACGGCUGAAUUGCUUUUGCCUGAAUUGCCUCUGUGCCAAAAUGCAGUCCUUCGGGGCAGAAACCCUGGAGAGGCGGGGUGGGUGGGUGGGAAUUCCCAAUGCAGUCUUUGCUCAUUCACUUUCCUGGUUCCUCUACGCCGAGCAAUGCAUGUCUCCACCCCUUUCUCAGCAGAUAGUUAAAGGACCUUGCAGAGACAAUCAUCCAUCCACCAGGCCUCUGCUCUCCCAAGUCUGUCUGUUGGUUGUUGGCAAAAGAUCAGAGACUAUUCCCGUGAGGGCGAACCUAUGGCACGCGUGUGCCCAAAGUGGCACAUGAAGCCAUUUCACCCGGCACGCACGGCCUUGCCUGUUUUGUCUUCCGGCUUUCUGGCGUGCAUGCGCAUGCGAGGAUCAGCUGUCCUUCAUGCGCGUGACAGUGCUGAAAACCAAUAUGUGCAUGCACGCCAGCCAGCUGAUUGUUGGGUGUGCAUGUGCGCCAGAACCCGGAAGUUCAGCUUUUCCGGAGCAUGAUCCCUUCGCACACGCGGCACUGCCAAAAACCAGCAUGCGUGCUGGCCAGCUGAUCGCCGGGCACACAUGCAUGCUAAAACCCGGAAGUUUGGCUUUUCCGGAGUACAGCCCCGUCGAGGGCGCUCAUGCCGAAUCUGGACGGCAUUCGCCAUCACUGGACUAUUCAUUAUCUGUCCCCGUGUAAAUUUGCGUCUUUGGCCAUCCACUCUUACUCACAAGAGUCACAGAUUAAGGCAGCGGUGAAAUCUAAAAUUUGUUACUACCGGUUCUGUGGGCGUCGCUUGGUGGGGGGGGGUAAUGUGACUGGGUGGGCGUGGGCAUUUUUUUUUUUAACUUUUAAAACCAUUUUUUCUACAACCUCUUCGGUGAAGAAGUUGUAAAAAAAUGCUUUCAAAAGGCUCUGACGAUCCCAGCUGAGUUGCCUGAUCGGCAGAGGCUUUUUAAAAAAUCCUCUGCCGAUCAGGCAACUCAGCUUGGAUUGUCAGAGCUUGGAUCGUCAGAGGCAUUGAAAAGAAAAAAACUUUUUUUUUCUUUUAAAUAUCUCUGACGAUCCCAGCUGAGUUGCCUGAAUGCCGAUCAGGCAAUUCAGCUGGGAUCGUCAGAGCUUGGAUCGUCAGAGCCAUUUAAAAGAAAAAAAAGCCUCUGAUGAUCGCACGGCUCAGCUGGGCAUGGGGGGGCGGUGCAGGGAUUUUUGCUACCGGUUCUCUGAACCACCCGCCUCCAUCGCUACCGGAUUGUGCGAUCCGGUCUGAACUGGGAGCAUUUCACCCCUGGAUUAAGGCCAGAUUUCAACCAGGAAGGCAUUGAGAUGUAUAGACUUUGAUUCCCAGAAUUCCCCCAGCCAGUCUGGGGUUGAGCCACACUGAUUUCAGGUGAUGCUAACAGCGCGAUCAAUUUCUUCUUCUUCUUCUGCAUAGGUCUCUCUGUUUAAACCAAGGCAUUGUGAGCUCUCGGUGAACGAGAGGUUUUUAUUGCUCAGCUGGGGGUGAACACAAAAGGCGAGUCUCGACUAUCAAGAGAAAUGCAUUUUUAAAAGCUAUAUAUAAAUAUAUGUGUUGCUUUCUUCAUGUUGUCUGGUUUGCAUUCUCCUCCUGCUCUUCUCCUCCCCAGCCCUUGCCCCAUUUAUAAAAAAUAAACUUUUGGAAAUUUG
Pantherophis guttatus is the source of this 2684-nucleotide messenger RNA. It is a transcript of the gene TMEM35A, whose product is annotated as transmembrane protein 35A. Gene Ontology annotation, biological process: chaperone-mediated protein complex assembly; positive regulation of protein localization to cell surface. The record is from RefSeq and is a predicted model, not a curated record. NCBI's taxonomy places the organism in Eukaryota, Metazoa, Chordata, Lepidosauria, Squamata, Colubridae. Gene Ontology annotation, cellular component: endoplasmic reticulum. Gene Ontology annotation, molecular function: acetylcholine receptor regulator activity.